AUGGCGAACCGGCUUCUUUUCUGUACCGUAGAAGUUUUACUCAGUGCUGUGGUGUUAUGGUUUCCAGUGAAAACCUCGGGUAAGUUUUCAAUUUUCGAUUUUCAAUUUUGGAUUCAAUAGUAGGACGACCUUCGUUCCCUUCACUUUUAGAACACGCGCAGUUGUUCUUUUGUUGGCGCAAUAAUGAUGGCUAUUUAUUUUCCGAUGAAACCUUCACUCAGAUUUCUUCAUUAAGAAGUAUAUAAGAAAACCAUCUUUAAAGCUUAAAAAUGUCAUAAUCAUUUUCGUAAUAGAGAUUUUUCUUUACCAUAAGGUGACCACGCCACUUACAUGUGCAGCAAUCUUGUGUUAUCUUUCAUCAGAUGAUAUUCCCGUCUAUUUUGUCAUUAACGCUCUAAAUAAUACCACAAAAUCUUAAUAAAAAAGGCAAUGGGUAAUAAACGUUUUUUUGUUUUAUAUUAUAAGUCAAAAUUUCCAUGCAUUGAAAAACUUUCUUCGUGCGUCCGACAACAUUUUACGACAUUUUCACUCGGCGUAGUAAUAGUUUAAGUUUACCCUGUUCAGAAUUUUAAAAUAAACUUUGAAAUAUUUAUUGUAUAUUAUUAAAAGCUACUAAAUUGACGACAUAAGAGAAACGGAAGCUAAAUUUUGUACCAGAUUUCAGUUUAACGUGUUCCUCAAAAUUUUUGUUGGGUGAACUGCAGCGAAAGGCCGUUACGAUAUUAAUGUAUAGGAAAACCGGAAGUCCAUGAAAUGGAGAAAACGACACAAAAUUAAAAUUCAGUGGUGUAUUGAUUUUCUUGACGAAUAUGCGAUGUUUAGAUCCUUGGAAAUGGUGGGUGCUAAUAUUCGAUCAGAAUUUUAGAUCUUAGGCCCAUUAUCAUAAAUAUUUAGGCAGAUCACACAUUCACUGACAACGUACAGAGUUCAGCACUUCGGUUUACAUAAUCAGGAUAAUUUAGAUAAGUGGAGUUUUAUUGAGGAAUAAAGUGUUACUUCAGUGUAACAUGAGCAUGUUAAAAGGCACUUUUUAGGGAAAUUUAGGAUCAGCCGUGAUUUUUUAGUCAUCCCUGAAAUUAGACAGGUAACUACUGGUGACUACCGGUAAAAUCUUAAAUUUAAAGCGUUUGCAUUGAAAAGUGAAAAACCCCAGGCCAAGGUUAAUUGCUGAAAAUAGGACCAAGCUGGGAGACUUUUUUAACGAAACGUAAGAGAUGCAUUACUCUUUUAGCAGUGUGAUUAUACACUUAUUAGCAAAUCAAAUACGGAGAACGAUAAUUUUAUUUUAUGCUUCCAAUAAUGACCUGCCCAAGAUAAGAGCACACAAGAAAAAUCUUUUCCUGAGAAUACAUGUACCGGUGGAAACAACCAUGCGAGUACACGAUUGAGUUGAAACACUGAAAAAUGCGAGCACACUAGCUAGUUUUUCUGGUCGUCAGCCAUCAUAGAACCGAAGGACAAUUCUAAAAAUGUUUUGCCUUUUGCGUUGUAUUGUACAAUUUAAAAGAUGUGUUGAUUAUAAAUUAAAAUUUUGGGUUGACAAUAAAACCAGAACUCCACUUCCUCUUCUUGACGAUACAAGAACGAUAUCACAGCAAUCUUUAUUGAUCAAACCUCUCCAGUUGUAAGAACUGUUUGAACGCUGUGAGCGUCCACUAAAUGAGAAAAGCUAAGGCUAUACGUUGAAAAUUUUAGAUGUUUAAUUUAAGUGACGCGUAUAAACAUAUUUCAGAAAGCUUCAUUAGCGUGACUUACAAACCCAAACAACAGGUGCUUCAAUUAUUUGUUAGAUCAGAACACGCCAAAGAACAGCUGCACACUCAGUGUCUACAACAGAAUCCCAGCGCAUUAUUGUUGCUUUAAUAUAAAAAUAAAUAUUAUUUUGGUUAGAAAAUUUAAAUAGCUUUCUUCCCUGUGAAACAAACGUAGGACGCAAAAAUGUUUUGAAACAGAAUUGUUUCAAAUGGGUUAUUUUAAUUUGGUAGAGGCAAUCAUCUAAAGUUCUUUCUUCUAACGCAAUGUAUUUUUCAGUUUCUAGUUUUCUUUCGAAUGAACAAAUAGGUGUAUCGCUGCUUUAGGCGGAUACUGUGAAAGGAAAAAUGCCUAUCGGUUUGUCCUAAUGUCAGUUCUGUCAUGGCUACAAACACAUAACACCUUUCUCGAUCUGCAUAAUCAUUCAUAUCAUAAUCAGCCUCAUUCAAUAAUUCUUUAUUAUAAACACUGUAUAGUAAUUAGAAAUAAUGAAAUGAAUGUAUUUUGUGGUUUAAUUUAAUUAUUGAAUUUAUGUUGCAAGGAUGACAGUUUUUACGUUUCUGAGUUUACUGCAUUUUUUUCGUUGUAAAAAUGAGAUCUUAAUGGGUUUUAACCUCGUCUUCGGUCUUUUUUAUUACUUAGGAAUCCGCAAACCAUGUAACAUACCGUAGACGUAGUCACCGUGACACAAGGCAAAUAUAAGAAUUUUUAAUUUUAUAUAGCUGUGUGUGUACUCUGCCCACAGGCAGGUCCUUCCUUAUAGUUCUCGAUCUAAGGCGAGCCUGUUGACUGCUACGUAAGUAAGGGCUGCCAUUCUUUACUCUAUCCAGGAUUCCCACUCGAGGUCUUCCAAGUGGACUCUUUCCUAUUAUUCUUCCCUCGAUAAAUAAUGGGACAAGUUCACCAUGCUGUAGGUUAUGACCAAGCCAGACUCUCUGGGCCAAAUACUUAAACGUGGUUUAGCCAGUGUUCUAAGUCAUUUUCAAUUUACCCCAACGAUUUUAUCUAAACUUCAUUUAUUGUGAACAGUUUUAUGAAAGCAUGUAGAGAAGACUAGAAAAGCAUUUAUCUUCUUAAAACAAACCACGAAAGAAGAGAUCUGGAGGUUCAAUGAUCCGUUAAACCGCUGCUUAUAAAUAAUAAAUUAGACUUCGUUUAAAUAUUUGGCCCUCUAAGUUCUGUUGAUAACAGACAUGAUAUAUGGCUCUCUACUCACCGACACGCCUCAAUACUUCAUCGUUACAGACUUAAUUUGUCAGACCAAGUGAUGUUUAAGAACUUUCUCCAAAGGCACAUCUCACAGCCAUCCAGCCUACGCAUGUGUCCUCUUUCUUCAAGUUCCAUGAUUCGGCUCCAUACAGAAGAGUAAUCCACAUGACAGUCUUCAUAAUUCUCUUCUUCAGGCAAAGCCAAUGCUUUUGUCAGCAGGUCUUUUCUCUUAGUAAACGCGUUCCUUGCUUUGGCUAUACUCGAUCUAGUUUCUUCUUCACAGGAUCCGUCCUGUGUAAUGAGGCUCUUAAGGUAGUUAAAGGGCGAUUCUUGAUUUAAUUGUUUACCCGCAACAAAAGAUCGUGAAUUCCUCACCAGGACUCUUACUUAUUUUCAUCAUGCACCUUAGUCUUCUUAACAUUGAUCUUCAUACCAUAUUCUUCCGCCGUUUCCUGCUUAGCUACUGGCUGAAAAAUGUCUCGUACAGCUUUAGUGUGAUUGAAGAAAUAUUACGAACGUUGACGACUGCGAGUAGUUUCUUAUUUUUCCUUAAAGUGGCAUUUGCUUAACACGCGAGUGGCAGUAGAGUAGCCGCAAGAACGAGUAGCCAGGGUUUACUGAGGUUCCAGUAAAAUAAAACACCAUUAUCGUUACCCUUAUUUAUUUAGUUCAAGAGAAAAUGAUCUCUUGUUUAGUUAUAUUAGCCCGGCCCAUCAAUCCUAUAAUCAACCUCGUUCCCAGGGUUCUCUCCUAUAAUGGGCUAUUAUAAAUAAGCUACCUUAGGUAUCAUCCACCCUUAAGCACCCUCCCCGCGUUGAUCGGCGCUAGCGCUUUUGCUUUUAAUAAAUACCACCAUAAACCGUACAUUUUCUGAAAGCUUAAUAGUUCCAGAUUAUUGCUUAUUCCUUUUAAAAAAUCAAAAUAUUAACGCGAUUCAGAAAUGAGAAGCUUUUUGUGAAAGUGGGUGUCACUGUAAAUUUAAGUCCAGGCCAGCCAAAAAUAAACGCUUCUUAACACGUUUGACUGAAAAACCGUAUCUCAGAUUUUUGUCAAGUGGGUUUGUUCUUUUGUUAUAAGCAGGUAAAGUUAGGGAUAGCAAAUCAUUAGCACUACCUGUGAAAAAAUACUCUUACUCGAAAACGAAAAAAGAAAUCAAAAUUCGCAGGCACGGUUUUUUAGAAAAACUAUCUGACAGUACGUUGGCCAAAUUUCGGCCAAAUUGGUUCACGGGUUGCCCACUUGGAGUUUAAAACGUACCCUCAACUUGCCCUGAUUUUCAUUUCGAAAAACAGGGGAAAAAGAUUUUUGGCGGCGUAUUACCCGUGACGAGAUUAUAACAGAUUAUAGCACCAAAGCUGUCAAUGUUGAUGUAUACCAGAAAAGGGACAACAAUAGUGACACAGCAGGAAAACGGGUUACAAACGAAACCCGACAACAGAAUUUAUUUCAAAGGCUCUGCGCUGUUCGAUCCUUCUGUUGUAGCCUGAGUAUCAGGCCUUCCUAAGGGGCUAGGGGAGAGGAGAUUUUGAUACUCAGGCUACUUCUGUUGUCGAGAAAGCAUCUUUAGUUAUUUGCGACUGGCAGUUUUCAUUUUGAGCCAAGCCAACUUUUACUCGAUGCAUUUUCUAAAAGUUCGACACUUCCCUGGAACAAUCGACAACAAACCAGUUCCUGGAGUUUUUCUUGAAGCUGCUUUCCCACAACAAUAGACUUUCAAAAAAGUCCUUCCUCCGAUUUUUAUAUGGCGCGGGACCUGUCGCGAAUUUAUCGCUCCGCUCGCUAAGAAACUCGUGAAACUCGAUUUCGCGUAGUUUCAAUGGUUUUUUCAGAAGUUUGUCACCUUUUAGCUAUUUUUCUUGAUUGUAGUAGGAGCCCUUGUCGCUCUCUUGUCUCUCACACUUUGCAAAACGAUUUUGUCGUCUUCUUUUGUCUUGGAGUCAAGGACGAAAACGGACAAGCUCUUUUUUCUUUUUUGGAGGCAUUCACUUCCAAAAUCCAGGGGAAAACAGUGAGCACUAUACUUGUAGACCACGAUUUCUGUCAAAUAGCGUGAUUAGCUUGGUUCAACAGCGGCAUGCGUGUCAAGUAUGACGGGACUUGUCAACGAUCAAUUAAAAUAAUUAGCAUAGAAAAAACUUUAGUGCUCCAUAAGCCUGCACAGAAAAAACAUUUUUUUCUGGAAUUUUUUUAAAAGAAAGCUCUUGAUAAGCUCUACUUAAUCAUCUUAAAAUUGAAAUUUCGAAAAAUGAUGAUUUUUUACCCGGGAUGAUACCUUAAGUAGAGAUUUUGUUCACGAUUUCGUUCAUUGCUGUCUUUUGCAGGUCUCCAUCCUCCAUCAGGGGUGAAUGUUGAGGCAGUACACGGAUCGGAUUUUUUGAUUAUAUCAUGGAACUACCAAAGGGAUGUCCCCUACUACAGAAUUUUGUUCGCUAAUCCACCGGAUGAGGCUGGUCCUACGCCCGUGUACUGUUUACCUGACAAUACAACAUGUAGUUACUGCGUGUCAAACCUCAAUACACCAGACGUGUCUUGUAUUACACUCAACAGCCAUUAUACGGCGUCCGUCAGUAUAAAACUUAACUACGAGCAGCUAGUUAGUGUGAGAGUGGAAGCGUGUAAGGAUUUAAUCCCAGAAGAAUGUCUACAGCGUAGUGAAUGGACAAAUUAUACCAUUCCUCCAGGAGGUAAGUUGCAAUUGAAACCAAGAGCAAGAGCUACAAAUGGGAUCCCCUACACAGUUACACUCAAUUGGGACUUGGAGAUAUCAAUGGUCUUCACCAGUUUCUCAGGGGUCAAGCGGUCUUUAAUUUCUUUUAAUGGCAGUAGAGUAGCCGCAAGAACGAGUAGCCAGGGUUUACCGAUGUUCCGGUAAAAUAAAACACCAUUAUUAUUAUCCCUUAUUUAUUUAGUUAUAUUAGCACGGCCCAUCAAUCCUAUAAUGGGCUGUUAUAAAUAAGCUACCUUACAGGGAUUAUUUUGAGUAGAGAUUUUGUUCACGAUUUCGUUCAUUGCUGUCUUUUGCAGGUUUCCAGCCUCCAUCAGGGGUGAAUAUUAAGGCAGUACACGGAUCGGAUUUUUUGAUUAUAUCAUGGAACUACCAAAAAGAUGUCCCCUACUACAGAAUUUUGUUCGCUAAUCCACCGGAUGAGGCUGGUCCUACGCCCGUGUACUGUUUACCUGACAAUACAACAUGUAGUUACUGCGUGUCAAACCUCAAUACACCAGACGUGUCUUGUAUUACACUCAACAGCCAUUAUACGGCGUCCAUCAGUAUAGAACUUGAUUACGAGCAGCUAGUUAGUGUGAGAGUGGAAGCGUGUAAGGAUUUAAACCCAGACGAAUGUCCACAGCUUAGUGAAUGGACCAAUUAUACCAUUCCUCCAGGAGGUAAGUUGCAAUUGAAACCAAGAGCAAGAGCUUACAAAUAGGAUCCCCUACACUCAACUGGGACUUACCUCCUCUUUUGUUUAGCUAGCGUGAGGAUGAGUUUACGUUGUGUUUUUUUUCUUUCAUGGUAGCACCGAGUCCUGUGAGGAAUGUUCACGCACGUCCAUUGUCGUCAAAAACUGUCGAGGUCAGCUGGACUGCACCAAAUCAAACCAGGGGAACGAUAGUUCUGUACUCUGUACUUUACAAAAAAGAAAACGUAUGUUGUCUGCAAGUUUAUGUUUAUAGUUGUUAUCAGUUUGCUUAGUUUUAAGGGUGGAGAAGGAGGCUGAACAUGCGCUGUGAAGACACUAAACUCGUUACCAGGAUUUUUCUCUUGUAGAUGUGGGGAGGGAUUCCUUUUCUUGUAGAGACCUUUUGGAUGUAAAUGUAUUAAUAUCAAAAUUCACAGCGAGGUCCAGAACAGAGGACGUAGCAAAAGAAAAGAAUGAACUGUUAUCCACAUUUUGCUUCCAACCCUGUGUUAAGUGGAAAUUGAAUAUCUUCAAACAAGAGAAAUUCUCGUUCUUCAACGUCAGGGAGCCUCAGCAAAGACAUUUUUGAGCGACGCACGUCCAUCGGAAGUGAGGCCUUCCCCCUUUUUAUAUGCCUUGACGCACGUUCCUUGACUCUAACAAAUUUGUAUUUAUAGUGCUGAGUGUCCAUUCCCUUAUAAAGACCAUUUGCCCGAGAGUUUGAACCAAACCACAGCCAAAGGAUGCAAAAAUUCCACAUCUGGUUGAAAUGCUCGCUCAACGCUGUUACUUAGGCUCCCUUUGAUUGAUUAAGGAAAACUCGGGGGAAUAAAUUAUGUGGCAAAUCACUCGCGAAAAGUGAGGAGAGCAGGGGCGUAGAUACCUGUACGCAUGGUACGCUCGUGCGCGCCUAAAACAAGCCGUGUGUACAAAAAAGAUAUAAAAUGAAUAGACAAUAAAAAAUGAAAAGUUAAUUCUAAAAAGAAAGCAAAAUAUCUAAAGAUAAUUAUUUUAAGAGCACAGUUUGCCUCAAUUCAUUCAACUCUGGUUGCUUCUUAGAAAUAUAUAUUUUUUUGUAAAACAACCAUCCGGGUUUUUUUUUUCCCUCUCCACCCAAAUGUCGGUUCCCAGAGAAACGAAGUAAUUCAUAAUGGACCGAAUCUUGAAUAACAUAUAUAUCUAGGGAAAAGAUGGCAGGCGUUUUUACUAAAAACGUGCUCAGAUUGCUAACCGUUUACGCACAUUGAUAAAUCCUGGGAGCAACGACAAAGGCAACGGUGACGGCGACGGCAAUGAGCCCAAUAAGUAAAUGAAAAACAACAAAUUUUGUACGUCCAGAGCGCUUUUCUUUACAACCUGUGCGAACACGACCGUAAAUUCCCUUUUGCGCCGUUGUUCGGAGGACGUAAACACAGGGGCAAAUUCAGUUUCUUCUUCUCAGUCCGAACUUGGGUGCGGUCCGCAGGGCAUCCGAAGGGAAGUUCGCCUAUAUUUACCACUUUACGAGAAUUGUCGGCGAUAAACGCGAAAAAGUUAAAAAAAAAAAAAACGGGCAUUCGGCAUUUUGAUAGAUAGGGACGUUUUCGUUGCCCUCGCCGUCGUCGUUUCUAGGCAACCUAUAUUCAUGAAAGUGACAGUUCUAUUUUGGUUUUACUGCAAGCCGCAAAGUAUCCGGAUAAGUUGGACAAAUUGUUUAUACUGCAAAACUUUGCGAAUUUACAAGGCAUUGGUUUCAAAAUCAAUAGAGACUUGACCAAAUCGGCACCUUUUCAAUUCGGAUUCACGUGCUACAUCUGCUUAAUAUAAAAACGACGAACGGACCCAGUAACAAAAUAAAGUAAUGAACCCGGAAAAAGUAUGUAUCCUUAUUGCAUGAUAGAUGAUUGACGUGCAUCAUGCAUCAGUCAAUUCACCCAAAGACCCGAAAAAGUAUUUCAGACGUUGCUAAAUGUUAUAUCAUAUGCAGAAAAAAAAACUCUUAGGCUUAAAAGUAAAACGUUACCAAAUCUUUAGUCAAGGAAGUUGUUUUUUUGUUUUUUUGUUUUUUUUGCGUUAGCGGGGUGGGGGGAAGGUUGUUCAAAGCGAUUUGGAGAAUUGUGCGUACCUCUGAAAAAAUCCUGGCUACGCCCCUGGAGAGUCGAACAUAGAUGGCUUAUUCAAUGCUUUGCUCCUCGAGUCUAUCACAGAUCAGUCAGUAAACCCGAAACAAUGAUACUCAUCCUAUUCUUAUUUCUUUCUUUCAAUUCUUAAUAUCACUAGGAUCAAGAGAUGAAAAGGGUGUUUAGAAACGCUGGGAAAGGAAUUCUAACGCGGCUGUCUGCAAAAACAACAUAUAAAAUCUGGGUAACGGCGUCUACAUCUAACAGAGAAGGACAGCGUUCUACUUUGACUACCGUGGAAACCUGUGAGUACUUCUUAGUUCAAAUCAAGGGUGGAUUUCUGUAUCUUUUUAACUUUGAAGUGAUAAGCCUCCUAUUUUAUUGCCUUAUAUUUUUCAUUUCUCUUGUUUCCAACUUUUGUUAGACGCUGACGAAUGUGAGUCUAGUCCCUGUAAAAACAAUGGAAAAUGUCACUUGUAUGGCGGCUCUUACAAAUGUCUAUGCGAAGAGCACUGGGAAGGACCGAGAUGUGAGAGUAAGUUUUUACCGGACUUAAUAGAUGAACUGAAAGUUACCCCGCUGAAAGAAGUAAUAUUUAAACUAAAGGCAUUCUUUGGCAAUCUUGUCGUAAAAACUAGAAUGCAACAAACGUUAACAGUUGGCCUUUUUCACUUUUCACUGCCAAGAUGAAAUGGCUGUGCGCAUGCGUAUCUUGGAGUAUGGUAGAGCAACCUUUAAAGAGCAACCUUGCUGUUUCGUUCUUCGGGGUCGUAAUCGUUAAAGGUGAACGGACGCCCUGACUUGAGAUAAGUCGUAUGAAAUGUUGCAAAGAUGCUCAAAUUCACCGUCGUUUCUUUUGGGCACGUGGUCUUGUUCUUACAGGACCUCGGUAAGAGAAUUUUUGCUUGCGUACGCAUGUAAAUUUUAAGCGUGUAAGUAAAAUAGAUCGAGGCAAUGCAUGGGAGUUCGUUCGUAAACGUAAAAGUUCACUCGCAGCUUUCAUACAUUUUCUCUUUUGUAUUCACGCUAGUAAAUUUUACGUUCAUGCGCACGUAAAAACACAGUUGAAACCCACACUAAAAGUGGAUUUUUAUUGUUGCGUAAAUUUUACGUGGGUAUGGGUAUGAACAAAGAAAUGAAGUCUUCCUCAAUGUUCUUAUUUAGAGCGAUAUAAAAAAAAAUCAGAGGAUCCUAAAGUGAUCAGGAAAUGAAAGAGAGGAGAAUAAACAGUCUCGAAAAAUUACAAUAUGCCACUUCCACAUUUCCCAUAAUGCACCUCAUUUGCUCCUCAAAUUUUGCAUAAGCAUUGUUUUCAAUUUCUCUUGGGACGGCUGUAAUACCCAGAAGAAAUGAAAAACAAAGGUUAUGAAACAUAUUUUUUUUUGGGGGGGGGGGAGGGGAGGGGGCAAAUAAAGUGCAUUAUGGGAAAUGUGGAAGUGGCGUAUUGGCCGGGCCUAUGGUCACAGGAAUACACAGUAAUUUUCAAAGUAACCAUUGCAAUAAAACGUAUAUCAAGUAGCAAAAUGACCACAGAAGAAAACAAAUGAAUCAAAGUUGGCCAAAGAAACUGAACAAGAGAUUGUAAGUUAUAAUACCUCAGUACAGCAACCUCGUUACCAGGCUCUCCCUUCUGUCAACUACGAGGAUAACCUGGUUUUAAAUAGAAAAUAAUCUGGAAACGAGUUCUCAGUGGAAGUGACUUAAUUAAGUGCUAUUUUCAGUUCCCGAAGGGUUUUAUAUGAAGGCGAAAAAAUGUCUUGACGCGGGAAGAGAGGGCAACUCCUCACUUUACAGCAAUGUCAGCCUGGAAUUUUGUGUUAAAGAGUGCAGAGCUAUUUCAAGGUAAAAACAAUGCAGUGAACUGAAAUUGUGCAGUGAUUAAUUUGAUUUUACCUAAAAGUUCCCCAAAGGAUAUACACCUUCUCAAAUACCGCCAGGGACCUCCCGCUGGACAAGGAGGUUGAGGGAUCAGGGUAUGAGAUAAAAGGGAUGAAAUCUAGCCUGAGAAAACAGCCGCGUGGGAAAUUUAUUUCAAACAAUCAGAAGCACUACCUAGAUCUGGGUAGUGACGCGUCAUCAGUAUGAAAUUUCUGCGCUCGUUUCUCAGUCGUCAGUUGGCGGGGAAACCAGUGGUAGCAUCGCCAAAUGUCGGCUGUUUUCUCAGGAUAGAUGAAAUAUUGAAGGCAAGGAUAGACAUUUGUUAAAAAUGAGUAAUGGGGACCAUGCUAUUAUCAUGACAUCUUUCUUAUUUUUUGUUUCGCGAAUCUUAUUUUCUGCAUCAAAGAAAUGAAAUAUAGAAAUGAGCAGCCCCAUUCUCUCUUGGCAGCCCUAUGGUAAUCAUAAAAAAGCACAGCGUGGUAUUUGCUUGGCAAGGGCUUUCCAUCUGCAUAACGUUUGCCAGACUCAGACCUAACUCACUUAGACCGCGUUUAAAAGAGCCAGUAGAGUAAAAGUUUGACAUUUAAAAUAUUAGUUUUUCAGCCUGGGCUGAAUGCAUUUCCCAUCUGAUUCAUGAUAAAAUAAAAGUAAUUUUGUUAGAUACUGGCUGAGCUCCGUUUCAAUAAUAACUGACAGUUAACCUAUAAUAUAUCCAUUUUUUGCAGUUGCAAAUCGUUUGAAUAUGGACUGGGGUACAACAGCAGUGGAACAUUUGUGAAUACUCUUCACAUAAAAUCUCUUGGACUCUGCAAACUGCAACAUGCUAGCGUAUCACACCAACCGCUUAAUGAUUGUCCCUAUGACUACUACGAAAAGAAGCCUCCUGUAUCUUCGAGCUCGGAUGUGUUUUUAUCAAAAGCAUUAUUUACAGGGCAUCUUGCUUUGAUGACUUCCGUGACAGCGAUCCUGAGUCUGAGCCCUUUAGCUCUUGUUUGAUUGUUGAUUUUGGCAAAUUAAGCAACCACAAGUGAACAAAUAACGACAAACGCUCAUUGGAAUUUAGCUUGCAGGCAGGCGUUUUCAGACGGGCGCCCAAGCACUUGGAUUUGCAGGGGUUGUUAUCGCGCUUUAUUCUAUUAUUCUGACUUCAAAAUCAAUCCACUUAGGGGAUACUGAAGCUCGCUCACUCGCCAUACAGCCCCCCC
Molecule: messenger RNA, 11544 nt
Organism: Porites evermanni
Lineage: Eukaryota; Metazoa; Cnidaria; Anthozoa; Scleractinia; Poritidae
Source: the annotation of a GenBank genome assembly